This is a messenger RNA of Manacus vitellinus (golden-collared manakin), 690 nucleotides long. Its product is annotated as transmembrane emp24 domain-containing protein 11. Gene Ontology annotation, cellular component: endoplasmic reticulum; COPII-coated ER to Golgi transport vesicle; Golgi apparatus. Gene Ontology annotation, biological process: Golgi organization; intracellular protein transport; endoplasmic reticulum to Golgi vesicle-mediated transport. The coding region runs from base 26 to 679 and encodes 217 amino acids. Lineage: Eukaryota; Metazoa; Chordata; Aves; Passeriformes; Pipridae. The record is from RefSeq and is a predicted model, not a curated record. The transcript is spliced from 5 exons.
ACAGCAGGGAUAUAUAAAAAAAACCAUGAAAAGCCAAUUAAUAGGAUUAUUUAUGAACUUCUGGAUUUCUUUUUCACUUGCUUUGUAUUUUCACAUUGGAGAAAGAGAAGAGAAAUGUAUAAUUGAAGAUCUUCCCAGCGACACGUUGGUAUUUGGGAAUUACAAAGUACAACGCUGGGAUAUACAUAAACACCAUUUUCUUGAAUCUGCUCCUGGUUUGGGAAUGUAUGUGACUGUCACAACUCCUUCUGGUGAGGUACUAUUGUCAAAACUGUAUGGGCCACAAGGAACAUUUUCUUUUACAUCCUAUCUCUCUGGGGAGCACGUAAUCUGUUUCCAGUCAAACUCGACAAGACUUCUGGCAAUUGCAGGAAGUAAACUGCGUAUCCAUUUGGACAUUAGAGUUGGAGAGCAUUUUUUUGAUGAAUCUGCUGUUCAAGCCAAAGAAACAGUGGAUGAAGUUCAUAUCAGACUAGAACAUCUAAUUGAGCAAAUUUACCACGUAUCCAAAGAACAAGACCAUGAAAGAGAACGUGAAGAAAAAUUUCGGAAGACAAGUGAAGAAACCAACAGCAAUAUUUUGUGGUGGGCUAUACUGCAAACACUGAUCCUCGUCUCCGUUGGAAUCUGGCAAAUCAAAUCUCUCAGAGAUUUCUUUAUAGCUAAGAAGCUUGUUUAAAUUCUAUAAAG